Molecule: messenger RNA, 1449 nt
Organism: Ceratitis capitata (Mediterranean fruit fly)
Lineage: Eukaryota; Metazoa; Arthropoda; Insecta; Diptera; Tephritidae
Exons: 1
Coding region: 242-1294 (350 amino acids)
Source: RefSeq, a predicted model, not a curated record
GUUUUCAUAUUGAACCAGAUAGGUAAACCAGCAAAACAUAAAACUGUCAAAAUGCGUUACAUUUGCUUACGUGUGAUUAGUGCUUCUAAUUGAGAGGUCGAACAAUGUAAUACAUGUCUCUUUAAGCUUAAAAGAUAUCGUGCCUUAUUUGCUACCGAUAAAUUUCGAACUUCUGUAUCAUGAAAUGUAAACAAAUAUUCUUAAUUUAAGCUUCAGGUAAACUGCUAAAUUUCUUAGAGCAAUGGAUAACAGUGGAGGAUCUGAAUCAAUUGGUGGUCGGCGAAAAAGCAUUGUAUGGACUAGAGAAAAAAUUAAUCAAUUAAUUGAAUUAUAUCAACAACAUGAGUGUUUAUGGAACCCAUACACUGAAGCCUAUAAGAAUAAAGACAAAAGAACUAAAGCUAUAAGCAAUAUCUGCACAAAUUUGCACAUAACAAAAAUGGAUUUUGGAAAGAAAAUACACAAUUUACGCAACCAAUUCAACUCUGAAAUGAAAAAACUUGAACGAAGGGUAGAGGAAACAGGUGACGAUUUGGAGUCAGUCAGGGAGAGUUGUCGGUGGAAACAUUUUCAAGCAUUAAAAUUUCUUCAAAAUGUAAUAGAGCCACGUCCAGGUGGAUAUCAGUCUAAAAUGCGCAAAAUAAACUGUCAUAUAAAAUACGACACUACGAGCGAUGAAGAUGCCGAAAAUUUCGGAUCCUUGAAAACAAAAUUUCAAACGGUCAAAAAUAAAGAAAUAGAGUAUCAAUUUGAUGAUACAACUCUUGCUGACUCAUCUGUAUGCAUUUUAGAUAAUGCAGUCGUUUCAAAUCAUGUAACUAUAGAUGAUACCAGAAAUUUGAAUGAACAGAGUAACGUAAAGCCGACAACAACGACGGUAAGUGGAGGAGCGGACGACAAUAUUUUGCAUACAACCAAUGAGCGGCUGGAAAAUGUCAAUUAUCCAAGCACAAUAAAUGUUAGUAAAAACUUCAAUCAAAAUUCGACGUUGUGCUCGAAAUCUCUAAAUCAAGAUAUAAUUAUUGAAGAAUCACAUCGCGAAACAUGUCUAAAUUGUUCAUGUCAGAAAUCAAAACAGGAUUACUACGAGCAAAGCUCUGGAGAUGUACGAAAAAAGAGUUUGGAUGACAAUUGUGUUUUUAUUAAAUCGCGAGAUCAGUGGGAUGCCUUUGGUGAAUUAAUCGCUACCGAAUUCCGCCAUCUCAAUUCAGAUACUUCGCGAAAGAAGUUGAAACGAAAAAUUAUGCAGGCUAUGGUGGAAGUCGGAGAAGAAGAUGACUCUUCAACACUUUAAGCUAUCGCUGCUAAAACUCUCAUACUGAUUUUGUAAUUCACUUGUCUUUAAUUUUAACGUUAAUAUUCUUAAGGUAUCUUGUUAAAUGCUCAGAUUUUCUAAUUACAUUUGAACUUAUCUUCAAAUAAAAUCAUUUAAUUACUAUAUUAAAUUUA